AUGAGUGACAUUGAUACCAAGCAGCCCCAAGUCGUGGAUCCACCACCUGCUGAACCAUCAGUACUAAGCAGCACUGCAGAAACAAAAGACACUGCCAUGAGUGACCAAGGCGUCGAUACAGUCGCGGAAAUCGAGCAUCAGGACGAAGCUGCUACUUUAUCAGUCAGCCAAGAUGAAUUCUCGGAUGCCAUUGAUGACACCAACGAAAAGACGGCGCAAGACUUGACCAACGUAAUUACUGCUCUUCAAGGAACAGUGCUGGCCAACCUCCCCAAACAGGAGCCUCUUGUGUUCAAGGACGAGAAUCAAGCACAGGACGUAAUGGAUAAGGUACUGGAUACAAUUCCUGAGGUGGAAAUCAACAAUUUGGGAUCCAGCUUAAUUAGCAACAUUGAAGAGUCAUCCCCGACUAGCAAAGCAGAAGAGGAUAAAGCAGACAUUGACAUCCCAUUGAGCGACGAUGACAACGAGAGAAGAGCUGAGGAGGGCAUCCAUGCUGUGAGUGAGCCAAGCUCGCCUCGUCCGCAAGCUGCUUCAGUGUCUGAUCUCAAGAUUACCACUCAUUUUGAGCAAAUCCGCAACUCGAUUGAUGUGCCUGCUGGCCAAAACAUGGCAGAUUUUGUUACUCCCCCUACACCUGGUUUAGCUCCUCCGUCCAUGUUAUCCGCUGAACUAGGCGACCAUGCUGAUGACAAUGAUGACGAUUUACAGCCUACCAGAUCAGAAAGCGCACAAAUGUCAACGUCCACCAGCAACACCGACCCCACUACUACUGCUGCUACACCAGCUGCUGCCACCUCUAAUGUGAUUCCUUUGUCCAACAUUGAUUUCAGCACAGUCAGACCCAAUCAUUUAACUCCCAGAGCACAAGAAAAGUUUGAUGAGGACAUGCUGACCGGUAUGAACUGCUUUUUCAAUAACAAAUUCUCAGAGGCAAGAGCCAUUUUUGAAAAGAGAGCCAAAGAGGAUCCUUUGUAUGCUCUAGGUCUUGGUUCAAUGGCGUUUAUCAAAGCUAUUUCGUCUUAUAACCCCAAAGAUGUGGAAUCAGCUCUCGCCAACUUGACCGAGACCUAUUUGUUUGCCAAUGCUCAAAUCGAGGCAGCCUCAGCUAAAAAACCACUCAAAGACACAGUAUCUCACUACAUUACCAACUUGAUGGGAUCCAACUCGACGCAUCUCCCCACUAACACGCGUGCCUUGAGCAAAUAUGAGCUGCAAGAUCUGCAAUUCAUGCCCAAUGGUGCUCUCCGUGCUCAUGUUAUCAAAGCAGAAUGUGGUUUGUUGAUGGCCAUUAUAUACCUCUCUAUGGAAACGGUUGUUGGAUAUCUCAAGGCUGGAUUAAAUUUGCGCAGAGCCUACAACAGUUACAGUCUUGUAUGGCAAGAGUACAAGCGCAUGGGACAGAACUUCAACAAGUACAUGGAUCAGGAUACUAUUUCAGCAAUACAGUUUGGCAUUGGCUCUGUUCAUCUGUUGCUGUCAUCCUUACCACCCAAAAUUUUGAAAAUUGUAUCUGCAUUUGGUUGGACAGCAGAUAAACAUCUCGGAUUUGCAUUGCUGAAGUUGUGUUUGGAAGGAAAGCGCAUCAGAUCACCACUCGCCUCAUUAAUGCUGCUGUCAUAUUACGUAAUUCUGACCUCCUACGCUCCUCAAGUACUCACCAGAGAGCUGAUACAGCCUGCCAUUGAAUGCCUGCUGGAUGCUCAACAAAGUUACCCCAACUCUGCCUUCUUUUUGUUCUUUGCUGGUAGAGUAUCCAGAUUAGCGAGAAACCUGCCACUUUCGACACAGUCUUUUGUGUAUACAUUUGAGGUGAGUCAAGGUGAUUGGGCUGAAACCACCAUUGGCCAUUUAGCUACAUUUGAGAUUGCCUUCAACUCGGCCAUGGGCUUGGACUGGGCCAGUGCUGCUGUGCGUGCCUUGGAAUUGCAGUCAAAGUACAACUCACCUGCCUUUUUGAAAUACUUUUACGGUGCCUGUAUGGAGAUGCUUGGCAAUCGCACCGAGGCCAUCCUGGCUUUCGCUGAGGCACCAGGACUCGUCGACAAAAAGAGAAAGUCGCAGCCCGAGUUGUAUGUGAUGAACCGAGUCGCAUUUUUCGAGAUUAGUGGAUACCAAGACCUGGAUUUCAGUUUACCAGCGUUGGAGAUUUUAUAUACUUGGAACGCAUUUCCUUGCAUGGCACCCACUGCGCUGGAACAGUGCUUGGAGAUCAUUGAAACAACGUUGGAAUCCAUCUACGAGAGAGAGAAAUUGGAGUACGAUAUUCGCACAGUGGAGCUUGUACCAGCAACAUCUGCACCCGACUAUUACGAUCAGCGCGGUACUCUUCUUUUGAUGAAGGCAGCUGUCUUGAACGCUCUCAACAAAUAUACAGAGGGUAUUGUGCAUCUCAACUGGAUCAUUGAUAACAAGGACAAAUUCAAGCAUACAAACUGGGUAGUUCCAUUUGCCUACUGGGAGUCUGGUAACAUUUGCUGGGGUACAGAGGAACACAAGCGAGCAAGAGCACUUUGGGAAUCUACAUUGGCCUUUUCUGGCUAUGAUUUUGAAUAUAGACUUGCCACACGACUCAACCUUGCCAUCCAACACGCCAUUGAAUUGGGUGUUCCAGAAACAAUUAUUCCCAAGGCAGAUAAAGGAAAGACCUCGCAUGGACGUAAGAGAAUGUCCAUCGUGCCAUCCAAAUCCACCGGCAACAUUAUCUCUUCUUAA
This is a messenger RNA of Mucor velutinosus, 2715 nucleotides long. RefSeq lists its product as uncharacterized. Lineage: Eukaryota; Fungi; Mucoromycota; Mucoromycetes; Mucorales; Mucoraceae. The record is from RefSeq and is a predicted model, not a curated record. Bases 1 to 2715 code for a protein of 904 amino acids. The transcript has 8 exons.